This is a messenger RNA of Colius striatus (speckled mousebird), 811 nucleotides long. It is a transcript of the gene PTGES3L, whose product is annotated as prostaglandin E synthase 3 like. Gene Ontology annotation, biological process: protein folding; chaperone-mediated protein complex assembly. Lineage: Eukaryota; Metazoa; Chordata; Aves; Coliiformes; Coliidae. Gene Ontology annotation, cellular component: cytosol; nucleus. The record is from RefSeq and is a predicted model, not a curated record. The coding region runs from base 189 to 632 and encodes 147 amino acids. Gene Ontology annotation, molecular function: protein-folding chaperone binding; Hsp90 protein binding. The transcript has 7 exons.
UCGGCUCGGCUCGGCUCGGCUCGGCUCGGCUCGGCUCGGCUCGGCUCGGCUCGGCUCGGGACACCCGCGAGCGGCCCCGGGGAAGCGUUGCAGGUGGGAGCCCCUUGCGCGGCCCGGUGGUCGCCGGUCACAGGCCCCCGCAGCCGCGCCCCCCGCCCGAAAUAGCGCGGGGCGGGGCGGACGCCGCCAUGGCGAGGCAACCGGCAAAGACGCUGUGGUACGACCGGCCGCGGUACGUCUACCUGGAGUUCUGCGUGGAGGACAGCAGGGACGUGAAGGUGGCCAUUGAGGACCAGCGGCUGGUGUUCAGUUGCAAAAACGCAGAUGGCGUGGAGUUCUACAACGAGAUCAACCUGUACGCCAGGGUCAACUCCAAGGACUCACAGGAGAAGCGCUCUGAUCGCUCCAUCACAUGUUUUAUGAGGAAGUGGAAGGAGAAAGUGGCUUGGCCUCGUAUCACCAAGGAGAACAUCAAGCCAGCCUGGCUCUUCGUGGACUUUGACAACUGGAGAGACUGGGAAGGGGAUGAGGAAAUGGAGAGGGCCAUGGUGGAGCAGUAUGCAGAGCUCCUGGAGAAGGUGACAGACAAAGCUCCACCCCCAACCAUGGAUGACCUGGAUGACGACCUCUGAAGCCCAAGCCCCCGGGACACGCAGGACCAGCAGCCAGCACACACCGACCAGCAGCGCAGGGCUGGGCUGCCCGGGGAAGCAGAACCGCUCCGGACAGUUCCCCACCAAGCGCAGCAGCCGAAUCGUCCGGUCUCCCCGUGCCGGUUAUCCGCACGGGAUAAUAAACUCGAGCUGCCGUC